AUGGACUACAAUAUCUUCAAUAUCUAUGGCGAACAAAUGCAGAAAUACUUCGACCAUUACAACAUUGAUCUGGACGUUCACAAGACCAUGAUCGGAGAGAAAGCGAAAUCCAUUGACACCUUCCUGAGCAUCGUCGAUUCCAUGAACAAGUUUGGAAUCUACAGGAAGGAGCCUGUACUUGUUAUUGGCGGUGGACUCGUCACUGAUGUUGCUGGUUUUGCCUGCGCUGCCUACCGCAGGAACACGAACUACAUUCGCAUUCCUACCACCGUCAUUGGCCUGAUUGAUGCAUCAGUGUCCAUCGAGGUCGCUGUCAACUAUGGCAACUACAAGAACCGCCUCGGCGCCUACCACGCUCCAAUUCAUACCUUUCUCGACUUCACAUUUCUCCGCACUCUGCCGAGAGCCCAAAUCCGCAACGGUUUUGCUGAGUUGAUCAAGAUCCCCACGUGCGCUCAUUUGCCGACCUUCGAGUUACUCAACAAAUACUGCGAGCUGUUGAUCAACUCUGGCUUUGGUCGGUGUGAUGGUGCGACUGAAGAAGUACGAAAGGCUGCAGAUGCCAUCUGCAGGGCGGGCAUUCACGAAAUGCUGAAGCUUGAGACGCCCAAUCUUCAUGAGAUCGGGCUUGAUCGAGUCAUUGCAUAUGGUCACACAUGGUCGCCUUUGCAUGAACUUGUCCCAGAUGUGCCCCUUCGCCAUGGACAUGCGAUUUCAAUUGAUAUGGCCUAUUCAGCGACGUUGGCCAACAUGCGUGGUAUACUCAACGACAAAGACCACCAGCGAAUUCUGCGUCUCUUCUCGCGAGCAGGGCUAUCCAUGGAUCACCACCAAUUCGAUGAAGACAUCCUCGACAAAGGUACCAAGGCGGUCUUGAGGACCCGGGAUGGAAAGCUUCGAGCUGCAGUUCCGGGUCCGCUCGGAUCGUGUAUUUUUCUGAACGAUGUGUCUAUGGAGGAGAUGUAUGCAGCUCUCAAGCAACACAAAGCUCUGAUGAAGAGCUAUCCUCGCCACGGCGAAGGGAUCGAAGCAUUCGUUGACGCAAGUGACACUGGCUACACGGUGGAUAAUAAGUCAGUCGAGAGCAACGGCUUGUCGAAUGGCCCGAGCUCGUUGAAUGUGCUCAAUGGUGAGAACUAUAAGAAUGUCGUCCAAGCCAAUGAUCACAAAAAUGCCGACGGUAGACCGGUCAAGAGUGUUUCGAUCGCAACGAAGCACUCAUCGGAUCUUGAAAGAGUUACCAGCCCUAUCGGUGGCGGCACAGGCAACACUUCCGAUGGUCUGAAUGGUGAUUUCGCCAAGGGGGGCUCAGAUAGCAUUUCCAAGGAGUUGAAUGGCUACAGCAAGGGUGUUGAAGUGCGGGCGUGA
Messenger RNA from Cladophialophora bantiana CBS 173.52, 1368 nucleotides. RefSeq lists its product as uncharacterized. The record is from RefSeq and is a predicted model, not a curated record. Lineage: Eukaryota; Fungi; Ascomycota; Eurotiomycetes; Chaetothyriales; Herpotrichiellaceae. Bases 1 to 1368 code for a protein of 455 amino acids. Gene Ontology annotation, biological process: antibiotic biosynthetic process. Gene Ontology annotation, molecular function: 3-dehydroquinate synthase activity. The transcript has 4 exons.